Molecule: messenger RNA, 4050 nt
Organism: Maylandia zebra (zebra mbuna)
Lineage: Eukaryota; Metazoa; Chordata; Actinopteri; Cichliformes; Cichlidae
Gene: chpf2
Product: chondroitin polymerizing factor 2
Cellular component (GO): Golgi cisterna membrane
Molecular function (GO): glucuronosyl-N-acetylgalactosaminyl-proteoglycan 4-beta-N-acetylgalactosaminyltransferase activity
Source: RefSeq, a predicted model, not a curated record
CCUUAAAUUAACUACUAAAUAAGCCAAAUUUAUAUAUUUUUUAGGUAGAACUAAAGAGACGGCUUAUGAGUUGAAAACUGGCACUGACUAAUGGGUAGAUAUUGUAUUUAUGAGGUUUUGCCAUCCUAGUAAGGCUUCUUUUGCCCUCUUAUCACUAAGAUGUUGUGUUGAUACGUAUCUAACACAUUCGUGCGUUCAAUGUGAUUUUCUAGGAGGAAUUUAUUUUUAAGUACUGCUUUCACUAAGAAGAGAUCUGCCGGUAGCUGCUCAGUCGGGGGGUGAUGCUGCGGCAGCACUCGGCGGUCGGUGAUGAGGUUGAAGAGGGACGCUGUUUCAGCGCUGUCUGUGUGGCACUCGGAUUUUUUGAGGAAGUCAGGAAACUGACGGAGAUGGGCGACAAUGUGCACGGCUGUGCUUCGUAGCUUUCCCCCCCGGUAUGAGCUGUGUUACAUGGGAUCUCCUUCGAGUCAGCAUUCGUGGAGAUGGAUCGUCGUUUGUGUACGGAAACAACGGACUCGACGCUAGCUCGCUAGCUCGGCUCCCUAAUGCUUUCCUCUGGUGGAAAACGAUACUGUGGAGUUCAUACUUCCGAGUAUUCUCGCUUCGGGUUGUCUUUUAUUACUGGUAACCAGAUAAACGGUUAACUUUACUAGUUCAUCGUCUAGCUGCAUUAGUUAGCUGACUUUGGCUUCUAGCUAACGCCAUCCCAAACUAGUUAAGCUAAUUAAGGUAACGGUUAAAAAACCACCAGAGUAACGUUACACAAUUUUUAUGACAACGACAUUUCUGAGUUUUUCUUCCCUUUUUGUUAUCUUAAAAUUUUGACUCGCAAUGACUGUUAAUCAUGCGAAAAUAUCUGUAUGCAUUUCAUCUUUCAGAUGAACAAAGUGCUUCAUUCCGGUAGCUUUACAGUUUGGUCAUCUUCCGUUGUGACGUUGGAUUAAAAACGACAUUUCUUGCAUUUGUCAAACAAAAAAAACAUUUAAAAAGUGCUGUAACAUGUAACGUUUAGAUUUAAUCAUUCGUUAUAGGCUGAGUAGAAACUUCACUACCUCGCUGAAAGGGACUGGGAACAGACUUUAAUUUUAAGCCAGUUUUCUGUCAUUUUCUUUACUCAUUUCGGUUCAGAUUUAUCAAAGACGUGUUAACAUAUGGCAGGAGUGUUGGCACUAUCAGUGCUCUAGUUUUUUGUUGUUGGGAUUUUUUUUAAAAAUUUUUCCCAGCACAGCCACAAUAAGUGUAGCUCAUAACUGCCAGGGAUGCGUCUCUCCUCAUUUUUGGCCCUGUUCAGGCCUGCUUUACCCCUUAUCCUGGGGCUGUCUCUUGGAUGCAGUCUGAGCCUUUUGAUGGUGUCCUGGACCCAAGGAGACACGGAGGACUCCUGUGGAGAUGAGCUGGGCAAUGGCAGGCGGUUUUUGGGUGGGGGAGAGGGCCACAGAGAUUCAAGAGAUGGAGCUGGAGACGCAGACUUUCAGCCACGCAUAGUGCCCUAUCACAAGGACCCAAACAAGCCGCACAAGAAGGUCCUCAGAACACGAUACAUCCACACUGAACUGGGCAUCAGAGAGCGACUCCUGGUGGGCGUGCUCACUUCUCGGGCCACCCUCAACACGCUGGCCGUAGCGGUGAACCGCACAGUUGCCCACCACUUCCACCGGACCUUCUUCUUCACAGGCCUGCGCAGCCCCAAGGUGCCUCACGGGAUGACUGUGGUUGCCCAUGGCGACGAUCGCCCGGUGUGGCUGAUGUAUGAGACGGUACGCCACCUCCACCAGCACUACGGCUCGGAAUACGACUGGUUCCUAUUAGCCCAGGAUGACACGUACAUGCAGGCGGAUCGGCUGUCGGAGCUGGUGGGCCACCUCAGCGCAGGUCAGGACCUGUAUAUGGGCAGGGCAGAGGAGUUCAUCGGUGGUGAGGAGAAGGCACGUUACUGCCACGGAGGCUAUGGCUACCUGCUGUCCCGCAGUCUGCUGGCCCGUCUGCAGCCCCAUCUCGACACCUGCCGCAAUGACAUCCUCAGCGUGAGGCCUGAUGAGUGGCUGGGCCGCUGUAUUAUCGACUACCUGGGUAUGAGUUGUGUGGAAGUGCACCAGGAGAUGACCUACCGUUAUUUUGAGCUUGGGAAAAAUGCAGACCCAGAGCGUGAAGAUAGCCCAGAGUUUAAAAAUGCCUUCACAGUGCAUCCUGUGUCUGACCCAAAUCUCAUGUAUCGACUGCACAAACGCUUCAGCCACAUUGAGCUAGAAUGGACUUACCUGCAGAUCCAGCAGCUGCAGAUGCAGAUCAGUAACCUGAGUGACCUGACACCAGAGGGCAAGGCUGGAGUGACGUGGCCGAUAGGAAUCAACCCUCCCUUCAAACCCAGGACGCGUUUUGAGGUCAUAAACUGGGAGUACUUUACGGAAGAGCACAUUUACUCCUGCGUCGAUGGCUCCCCCAAAUGUGAGUUGAGAGGUGUCAACCGCGCAGACGUCAAUGCAAUUCUAGAGAUUGCGGUCGAGCGUCUCAACGAGCGCUACCAGCCACAGCUACGGUUCCGCAAGAGGCGUCUGCUUAAUGGGUACCGUCGCUUUGAUCCCACACGUGGUAUGGAGUAUAUACUGGACCUCGCGCUGGAGGCCUACACCCAGAAAGGCCACAGCCAGGUCAUUGCCAAACGAGUCAACCUGCUGCGACCUCUAAGUUCAGUUGAGAUUAUUCCCAUGCCUUAUGUGACAGAAGCGACACGGGUGCAGGUCAUCCUGCCUGUCACCGCCCAGGAUCAGGACUAUGUUGGGAACUUCCUGGACAUGUACGUGAUGAACACUCUGGACACCCAUGACAAUGUUUUACUCACGUUCUUGUUCAUCUACGAUCCUUUCGAUGCGCAGAGAGUCAGUCAGACUGACGUGUUUGCUGGCGUCAAGGCUAUGAUUGGGGAAGUGGAGAAACGCUACGGAGACGUGAAGAUCCCCUGGAUCAGUGUGAAGACCGAGGUGCCCUCGCAGGUCAAGCUAAUGGACAUCAUCUCCAAGAAGCACCCGGUGGACACACUAUUUUUCCUGGCCAGUGUUUGGACAGAGGUCAACGCUGACUUCCUGAACCGCUGCAGAAUGAAUUCCAUCAGCAAUUGGCAAGUCUUCUUCCCCAUCCACUUCCAGGAGUACAACCCAGCCGUCCUCUACCGUGACCAGCAGCCCUCCGCUGCCUCCUCCUCCGCUGCUUCGGAGUCACUGCGAGACGGCCACUUUGACCGGCACGUCUUCGACGAGGCCUGCUUUUACAACGCCGACUACAUGACCGCACGGACGAAGAUGGCUGCCGACAUCCUGGAUAACGAGGAGCUCCUGGAAAGCAUGGACGUGUACGACAUCUUUGUCCGUUACUCGGGCCUGCAUGUGUUCAGAGCAGUAGAGCCGGCGCUGAUUCAGAAAUACGUGCGGCGGACGUGCAAUCCCCGCUUCAGCGAGGACAUCUACCACCGCUGUGUUCUCAGCAACCUGGAGGGUCUGGGGUCACGCUCGCAUCUAGCCAUGGCUCUGUUUGAGCAAGAGCAGGCCAACAGCACAUAGAGCACAUAGAGCUUGGACUGAAGGACACUGAAUGUGAUUUUUGUUUCCUUUCUUUCUUUCUUUUUUUAAACGUGGUACUUCUUGCAUCCACACACUGAAAUUCUCACCCCUGAACAAGGUGGAAAGAAGUCAGGACUGUUUUUGACACUCCAGCAGCUGCAAAUAAACCCUCUGACUUAUGACUGUGUAACUUUAAACCUGUCUUGUCCAGACCUGUUGAACCAUUACUGAUGUUAACGUCACUUUGAGAAGCCGUUACUUGUAUUCCGGUCGAACAACAAUAUUUAUAGCCCCCCCUUUUUUUUCUUUUGUUUUUUUUAAAGACAAUAAUAAAUUAACACAAGCCUUUAUUGUUAGAAAUGAAUAAGAGGGGGAAAAAACUUGAGCCAUAAGUCUUCCUUUUGUGAGGAUUUUUUAAGUAAUACUGAAACAAGCUGCCUUUUCUUUAAACUUUGUGCUCUUUAAGAGGUAUUAAAGAGUGAUACUUCUGCUCAGA